CGCGCCGACUUUUCCAGAAGACCCGUGGAGCGCCUUUGCCACCACGCUGAACCGCCUGUGGGCGCUGCGCGCGGCUGUCUCCUCCUUUUCCUCUGCAGGUCCGGGCAAUGGCGGCCGUGAAGACCCUCAACCCCAAGGCCGAGGUGGCGCGGGCGCAGGCGGCGUUGGCGGUCAAUAUCAGCGCGGCGCGGGGGCUGCAGGACGUGCUGAGGACCAACUUGGGGCCUAAAGGCACCAUGAAGAUGCUCGUCUCCGGCGCCGGGGACAUCAAACUGACGAAAGAUGGCAACGUGCUGCUUCACGAAAUGCAAAUUCAGCAUCCAACAGCCUCCUUAAUAGCCAAAGUGGCAACAGCCCAGGAUGACAUAACUGGUGAUGGUACCACUUCUAAUGUCCUAAUCAUCGGGGAGCUGCUGAAACAGGCGGAUCUCUAUAUUUCUGAAGGUCUUCAUCCAAGAAUAGUAACAGAAGGAUUUGAAGCGGCAAAGGAAAAGGCACUUCAGUUUUUGGAACAAGUUAAAGUAAGCAAGCCAAUGGACAGAGAAGUACUUAUAGAUGUGGCCAGAACAUCUCUACGUACUAAAGUUCAUGCUGAACUUGCUGAUGUCUUAACAGAGGCUGUAGUGGACUCUAUUUUGGCCAUUAAAAAACAAGAUGAACCUAUUGACCUCUUCAUGGUUGAGAUAAUGGAAAUGAAACAUAAAUCUGAAACUGAUACAAGCUUAAUCAGAGGUCUUGUUCUGGACCAUGGGGCACGGCAUCCUGAUAUGAAGAAAAGAGUAGAAAAUGCAUUCAUUCUCACCUGCAAUGUGUCAUUAGAAUACGAAAAAACAGAAGUGAAUUCUGGCUUUUUUUACAAGAGUGCAGAAGAGAGAGAAAAACUAGUAAAAGCUGAAAGAAAAUUUAUUGAAGAUAGAGUUAAAAAAAUAAUAGAAUUGAAAAAGAAAGUCUGUGGUGAUUCAGAUAAAGGAUUUGUUGUUGUGAAUCAAAAGGGAAUUGACCCCUUUUCCUUAGAUGCUCUUGCAAAAGAAGGCAUAGUAGCGCUGCGCAGAGCUAAAAGGAGAAAUAUGGAAAGGCUGACUCUGGCUUGCGGUGGGCUAGCUUUAAAUUCUUUAGACGACCUAACUCCUGACUGUCUGGGACAUGCAGGACUUGUCUAUGAAUAUACAUUAGGAGAAGAGAAGUUUACGUUUAUUGAGAAAUGUAAUAAUCCUCGCUCUGUGACUUUAUUGGUCAAAGGACCAAAUAAGCACACACUCACACAAAUCAAAGAUGCGAUAAGAGAUGGCUUGAGAGCUGUUAAAAAUGCUAUUGAUGACGGAUGCGUAGUUCCAGGUGGUGGAGCUGUGGAAGUGGCCAUGGCAGAAGCCCUGAUUAAACAUAAGCCUAGCAUAAAGGGCAGGGCCCAACUCGGAGUUCAGGCGUUUGCUGAUGCAUUACUCAUUAUUCCCAAGGUUCUUGCUCAGAACUCUGGCUUUGACCUUCAGGAAACACUAGUUAAAGUUCAAGCAGAACAUUCAGAGUCUGGUCAACUUGUCGGUGUGGACUUGAACACAGGUGAGCCAAUGGUUGCAGCAGAAGUGGGUGUAUGGGAUAACUACUGUGUAAAGAAACAACUUCUUCAUUCGUGCACUGUGAUUGCCACCAACAUUCUCCUGGUGGAUGAGAUUAUGCGAGCUGGAAUGUCUUCUCUGAAGGGUUGAAUUGAAGCUCAUCUGAGUUACAAAGUCUACGGAAUUAUUCUAAGAAUAGAGCUAUGAAGGUUUUGUCCAAGCUUCAAGUGAUUAUCAAAGAAAUUUUUCCCAUAUGAAAAAGGAAUGCUGGCACCUAUCAAACUGAAGUUCUGAAAUAUAAUUACAGUAUUUUUUUUUAUUGCACUGGUAUAUUCAUAAAGCAGGCCCUUUUACUCAGUAGGAUGUUUUGUUUUAUCUUCAGUGAUUAAAAAAUACUCGUUAGAUAAGCAUGUUACUUUGUUACUAAAAAUUCCUUGAUAAAUGAAUGGUUUAAUAGUUUCUUCUAAUGGGCAUUUUAAUUUAUCCAGUAGUCCCUCAUGUAAGCAUUUAAGUUUUUUAUGCUAAUAACACCUAAGGGUGCUGGAGUGAUAGCACAGCGGGUAGGGUGUUUGCCUUGCACGAGGCAGACCCGGGUUCAAUCCCAGCAUCCCAUAUGGUCCCCUGAGCACCGCCUGGGGUGAUUCCUGAGUGCAUGAGCCAGGAGUGACCCCUGUGCAUCGCCGGGUGUGACCCAAAAAGCAAAAAAUAAAUAAAUGACACCUGAGUAACAUUAGGUUUCGAAAGCAUCCCUGUUUCUGGUAUAAAUUCUGAGUAAAAUUUUUGGGUCAGUUGAACUUGCCCUGCUGUUCAAUUAAGUUUGCUUAAAUUCUCCCCAGAAAAUUUGAGUUGUAGGGGCUAGAGCAAUAGCACAGCGGGUAGGGCGUUUGCCUUGAACGUGGCAAACCUGGCUUCGAUUCCCAGCAUCCCAUAUGGUCCCCUGAGCACCGCCAGGAGUAAAUCCUGAGUGCAGAGCCAGGAAUAACCCCUGUGCAUUGCCAGGUGUGACCCAAAAAGCGGGAAAAAAAGAAAAAUUUGAGUUGUUAGUGGGUAGAAAAAUGAACUAGAGGAAAGGAAAUUGAGAGAGCGACAAAUACAAAGUGGCAGAGAAGAAACAGGUGAAUAUGGUUGAAGUUAUGAUGUAGAGGAAACGAGUUUCAAGCGGACUACGUUUUCACGUCUGAACUUGUCUUAACGCUAAGAUGUCAAACCACAACCCCCUCUUCCCUCAUCUUUUUCUCACCCCAAAUCUUGUUUCUCUACAUAUUUCAAAAGAUUCGUUUUCAUAUACUUAGUAUAUCCUUGCACUUCCAAAGGUGAAAUGUUGCUAAGCUUUAUAUAUUGUGGACAUGUCAGUUGCAUAGUGAAUGUGCAAUAAAUAGUAAACUGAAAACAGA
This is a messenger RNA of Sorex araneus (European shrew), 2947 nucleotides long. It is a transcript of the gene CCT6A, whose product is annotated as chaperonin containing TCP1 subunit 6A. The transcript is spliced from 14 exons. Gene Ontology annotation, cellular component: chaperonin-containing T-complex. Gene Ontology annotation, biological process: protein folding. NCBI's taxonomy places the organism in Eukaryota, Metazoa, Chordata, Mammalia, Eulipotyphla, Soricidae. The record is from RefSeq and is a predicted model, not a curated record. The coding region runs from base 108 to 1703 and encodes 531 amino acids. Gene Ontology annotation, molecular function: ATP binding; ATP hydrolysis activity; ATP-dependent protein folding chaperone.